UGUUUGCGAAAAGCAAAGAAAAACCCAUCUGUGGUUACGGGUUUUGAUUGUUGUUUGGAAGGUGUUUAUUCAGCAAUACAAAUUUGUUACGGGUGACAAUGGCAACAAACCCGGAAGACUACAAACAAGCGUCGUCUAUUUACGAUUUCAGCGCCACGGACAUUAAGGGUAACGACGUGAAGCUCGACAAAUACAAAGACCACGUAUGCAUCAUCGUAAACGUAGCAUCCAAGUGCGGCCUCACCAAAACGAAUUACGAAGAGUUAAAUCAACUGUAUGACCAAUAUGCCGAUGCGAAAGGAUUAAGGAUCCUCGCGUUUCCUUGCAAUCAGUUCGCCAACGAGGAAUCUGGUACAAACGAAGAGAUAUGCGAGUUCGCCUCCAAGCGAAAUGUUAAAUUCGAUCUCUUUGAGAAGGUUAACGUUAACGGGAACGACGCACAUCCAUUGUGGAAGUAUUUGAAGCACAAGCAAGGAGGCAGCCUAAUAGACACGAUCAAGUGGAACUUUACAAAGUUUAUUAUCGAUAAAAAUGGUCAGCCAGUGGAAAGGCACAGCCCCACUACCAGCCCUAAAGAUUUAGUGAAAUCGUUGGAAAAGUAUUGGUAAUUAACUUGUUAUUUAACUGAUUUCUAUUUUAUCGUUGCCGCUUUUGAUAUAUAUGUAUAUAUUAUAUAUAAAUAUUUACUCUGCUGAUUUAUUAUUUAUGUUAAAAUAAAGAGUUAAAAAAAACAACAAC
Messenger RNA from Cylas formicarius (sweet potato weevil), 738 nucleotides. RefSeq lists its product as uncharacterized. Bases 99 to 608 code for a protein of 169 amino acids. The transcript has a single exon. Gene Ontology annotation, molecular function: glutathione peroxidase activity. Gene Ontology annotation, biological process: response to oxidative stress. The record is from RefSeq and is a predicted model, not a curated record. Lineage: Eukaryota; Metazoa; Arthropoda; Insecta; Coleoptera; Brentidae.